Danio aesculapii is the source of this 1949-nucleotide messenger RNA. RefSeq lists its product as uncharacterized. The transcript has 4 exons. Bases 264 to 1412 code for a protein of 382 amino acids. The record is from RefSeq and is a predicted model, not a curated record. NCBI's taxonomy places the organism in Eukaryota, Metazoa, Chordata, Actinopteri, Cypriniformes, Danionidae.
UUUUAUUUCUAUGAGGAAUCAAGAGGAAAAGGCUCAGUAUGAAGUAAACAGAUGUUCUCAGUGUGCUGAUAACGUUGAAAAUUGCUCGCCAUCAUCAGACAUCUAAAUGUUUUUACGCAGUAGGUCAUUCGGCAAAUGCACCGCGUCUCAUCAGAUUGGGAGGCGUUUUCGAUGAAUCCCUGCGGCACUACAGUAUGUGCAGGAGAAGGCCUACAACUUAACAGUGGGUUGCAUGUAUAGGGGCCUCAACCAGGGUGAAGACCAUGAACCUGAACGAGAAGAAGCCCAACAAGUGGUGGACAGAACCGGACACAUUUGCCAUGCUGGCCCUCAUAGAGCAGAUGGGUCUGGUCCAUGAGCUGGACAAGAAGCGUCAGCGGAACGAAUCCCUCUUCCGACGCCUGAGGCUCAGUCUGGCAAAGCGCGGCAUCCACUUCACUGUCACCCAGAUCCGCAACCGCUGGAAGAGCCUUAAACACAAGUAUCGUAAGAUCAAACUGGCCAGCUAUCGAAGUCCUGCUGCACGCCUCUCCGCCGUCGAGUCUUUCCGCUACUUCCACAUGCUGGAUCACAUGCUGGUGCGCAGACCAAAGACAGGAAGCAGGGAGGACGGCCUCAUCGAUGGACAUGCUUUGCUUGGACGGUCACUCGCAGACCUGGACGACCAUGCAGACAGUCCUUGGCCUGAAGGUCUAAUCCCUAAAUGUGAUCUUGAGAGCAUGCCUUCUAACCUUGAGCCUGAAGAAGACAAGAGUCUGAAUCCAGAAGACGUGGCUGAAUCUGAGCCUCCCAGUUGGGCUGUAGGACCAGAUGAAGUAAUGACCCUGGGCCUGUCAGGAGAAUACCUCUAUGCAGUGAAGACUGAACCACCUUCUCUAUGCACGCCCAACAGCACAGAAAGUACCAGAGAUGCCAUUGACUGCAGCCAUGAUGAUUUCCCAGGAACUUCUGAGGAGACCAGCAGCCUCAUCCUCCAGCAACUGACCAUCCUGAACCACCGGCUCGGAGAACAGCUGGCCGAGCAAAGGGCCUUCCACUGCAGUAUGCUUGGAAUGAUGGACCGCCAGAUCCAGGUACUGGAGCAGCUCUCCAAUUUCACCAGGAACCACCAGCCCAAGGUCAAAACUCCGGAGAUGGACUCCUCAGUCAGUCUGAACAUGCAUGAAGCUCAAACGCAGACUUUUGAAUCAUGUCCCACGUUUAUCUUGCCUAAAACCGAACCAACAGAUGCUCCUUGGAAGGUUUCAGUCCUGGAAGUCCACAAAAGGUCUCCUUCUGAACCGACAAUUGAAAAUGAGAUUUCUCAAACUGUGGAAGAACGCAACAAAAACGCCUCUAGUCCACCUUCUUUAGAGAUUUCAUCUUCAACCAAGAACGCUAUUGUGCAGAAUGGACUGUGUAAGCAUGAUUGAUUGAUUGAGAUGUUAUGCAUUUGGUAGGAACUCAAGUCUUUUGUCAUGUAGAUGUUUCAGAAGUGCAAUAUCUGAAACAUCAGCAGAAUAUGUGUUUUUCUUUCAGUUUCAUAGGAAAGUAUUUGGUGCUCUGAUGUUUUAAUCAGUAACACUUUGGAGAACUAGAACAAUAGACUCAUUGUUAUUAUUUAUUUAGUCUGGGUUGUUUGCGAACUAACACUUGAUGUGUAUUUUAGAUGGUAAGUCAUUCAGUGACUGAUUCGAAAUCACAGUUUGGACCAAGGUAGAUUUAUGUCCAUAAUCAUCUAGCAUUAUCUGAGAAAAAAAAAGGUCGCUGGUAAGCUUAAAGAUGUUUUAAAAGUAUGAGUUUCUUCCAGUCAGAUUUGAGACACACCUCAAGGCUGAUUUUAAUGAAAGACUGUGUGUCGUCAUGAAUUUAAUCAUCUAAUCUCAAGUCGUAUGUGAUUUAGUAUGAACUUACAAGUCUGUUAAUUUCAAUAACUGCUUGCCUCUUAAUAUAAAGUAAUAUUUCACUGA